GGUGGCAUCCAGCGAUGGCAGCGGGGAGGACGGCAGCGGCGCACCAUGGCCGAGCGCUACCCACGUGCCCAGCGUGGGGCUGGCACCCACCGCGCCCGGGCCCCCCCCUGUGCCUGCGGGGAUGGUGGUGGCCGAGGACGAGCCCCCACUGAUUUAUUUCCGGGCGCUGGUGAACUUCACCCGCAGCAUCGACUACAGCCGGCGCCUGGAGGACCCCGACUCCGAGGAGUUCCGGGAGAUCUCGGAGGCCGUGGUGGAUGCGCUGGAGUCCGAGUAUUACAAGGUGCCCGGGGAGCAAAUGGUCAGCGUGGUGUUCAUCAAGGAGCUGGAGGGUGAUGUGUUUGUGGAGCUGGACGUGGGCUCGGAGGGCAACGGGGACGAGCAGCAGCUUGGGGGGGUCCUGCGGGACCUCCUGGCCGGGGGCUCCAUUGCCUCCUACGUCACCUCCCCGCAUGGCUUCCAGUUCCGGCGCCUGGGGGCCGUGACCCCCCACCCGCGGCCCUGCACCGCCACGGAGUUCACGUGCGGCAGCGGCGACUGCGUCCCCGGCGAGUACCGGUGCGACCGGCGGCACGACUGCCGCGACGGCUCCGACGAGCUCGGCUGCGACCCCUCCACACGGGUGCCCCCCACCACGUCCCGCCCGGCUGCCACCACGCGCCCGCUGAGCACCGCCACGGCCGCCGUCACCCCAGCGCCGUGGCGCCCCGGCACCCCCCGGCCCCCCAGCACCCCCCGGCCCCACAAGCCGCCGGUCGAUGGGUGCCGGGCGGGAGAAGCCGCCUGUGCCAAUGGGCGCUGCAUCCCCCGUGACUACCUGUGUGAUGGAGAGGCCGACUGCGCCGACGGCAGCGACGAGGAGGCUUGCGGCACCCCGUCCCCAUGCGAACCCAACGAGUUCAAGUGCCGCAACGGGCACUGCGCGCUCAAGCUUUGGCGAUGCGACGGCGAGAACGACUGCGGUGAUGGCUCCGAUGAGGCCGAUUGCCCCACCAAGGCGCCCGGCGCGGCGUGUGGACCGGCAGAGUUCCGGUGCGUGGCCAGCGGGACCUGUAUCCGCGCCAGUUACCAGUGCGACCGCGAGCCCGACUGCCCCGACCGCUCCGAUGAGGUUGGCUGCGUGCCCCCGCAGGUGGUGUCGCUGCCGCGGGACGCGGUGCGGGCCGUGCCGGGUCAGACUGUCACCUUCACGUGCGCGGCUACCGGCGUCCCCACGCCCAUCGUCACCUGGCGCCUCAACUGGGGACACCCCCCCAGCAGCCACAGGGUGUCGAUUGUGAGCGAGGCUGGCCAGGGCACACUGACCAUCCGCGACGUGAAAGAAUCCGACCAAGGUGCCUACACCUGCGAGGCCAUCAACACCCUGGGCAUGGUGUUCGGCAUCCCCGACAGCAUCCUCACCGUCACCCGCCCCGGGCCAUGCCCCGAGGGCCACUUCGAGGUGACGGGGACAUCCCGCUGCCUGCCCUGCUUCUGCUUCGGCGUCACCACCUCCUGCCGUGCCACCGCCCGGCACCGGCACCGCCUGCGCCUGCGCUUUGACCGCCCUGGAGACUUCAAGGGUGUCAACGUGACGAUGCCGGCGGCGCCAUCCACACCGGUGCUCUCGGCCACCCAGCUCCACGUGGAUGUGGGUUCUGAGGAAUUCCAGCUCCUGGAUCUGUCCCGACGCUUCCUGGCCCUCGAUGCCUUCUGGGCACUGCCAGAUGCAUUCCUUGGGGACAAGGUGGAUGCCUACGGGGGAGCGCUGAGCUAUGGGGUGCGGUACCGGCUGGGACGCGGCCCCCCCGAGCCCACCACACACCCCGAUGUGGUGCUGCGGGGCCACGGGCGGCAGCUGCGGGCACGCGAUGGGGACACCCAGCCCGACGUCCUCAACCGGCGGCACGUGCCCUUCACCGAGGACCGCUGGGAGGACGAGGAGGGCGCCCCGGUGAGCCGGGAGCUGCUGCUGCUGGUGCUGCAGGACCUGGAGGGCAUCUUCAUCCGCGCGGUGUACGACGGGCGCAUGGCCAGCGUGGGGCUCAGCGACGUGGCCAUGGACACCACCAGCACCACUGACACCGGCCUGGGGCCCGCCGGAGACGUCGAGGAGUGCAGGUGCCCCGUGGGCUACGCAGGGCUGUCGUGCCAGCGCUGUGCCAGCCGCUUCGAGCGGGUGACAAAGGGACCCUACCUGGGGACGUGCUCCGGCUGCGGCUGCCACGGGCACUCCAGCACCUGCGACCCCGUUUUUGGGCACUGCCUGAACUGCCAGCACAACACCGAGGGGCCCCAGUGCGAGAAGUGCAAACCCGGCUUCUUCGGCGAUGCCACCAAGGGCACGGCCACCGCGUGUCACCCGUGUCCUUGUCCCUACACGGAGCCGGCUCGGAGGUUUUCGGAGUCGUGCUUCCUGGACACCGAUGGACAAGCCACGUGUGAUGCCUGCGCACCCGGUUACGCCGGGCGCCGCUGCGAGAGGUGCGCCCCGGGCUACGAGGGAGACCCCAUCCAACCGGGCGGCAAGUGCACCCCCAUCGGUCAGGAGCUCAUCAAGUGUGAUGCCCGUGGGGGCAAGGAUGAGGAUGGUGGCACGUGUCGGUGUAAGCCCAACGUGCGGGGCCGGCUCUGCGACUCCUGUGCCGCCGGCACGUUCCACCUGAGCGCGGCCAACGCCGAGGGCUGCCUGCCCUGCUUCUGCAUGGGCGUCUCGCGGCACUGCGCCAGCUCCGCCUGGAGCCGACACCAGGUCGCGCUCACCGCCGAGGACACGGCACCGCUGUCCCUGGCCACGGCAGCCGGGGCGCAGCCGGUGGGUGCCAGCGCCCGCUUCUCCUCGCCGUGGGAGCUGCUCUUCGACACCUUCCAUGCGCUGCCCCGUGAUGUCUACUACUGGGUGCUGCCCACACCCUUCGCCGGGGACAAGGUGACAUCGUACGGCGGCGAGCUGCGGUUCACGGUGACGCACCGCGCGCCGGCGGGGGCACAACCGCUGCCGCGCCAGCCCCACGUCCUGCUGCAGGGCAACGGCAUCCUCCUGGAGCACUUCUCUGACACCAGCGUCCCCUCCGGCGUCCCCACCACCGUCACCGUGCCCAUCCGCGAGCACGCCUGGCGCAGAGCGGAUGGGCGCGAGGCCACGCGGGAGCAUCUGCUGAUGGCGCUGGCUGAUGUCGAGCUCUUCAUGAUCCGGGCGUCCUAUGCGGAGCAGACGGAGGAGAGCAGGCUGUCCGAUGUCACCCUGGACGUGGCGGUGCCGCACGCCACCGGGCGCCCGCCGGCGCUGGAGGUGGAGGAUUGCACGUGCCCGGCCGGGUACCGGGGGGCCUCCUGCCAGGACUGUGACACCGGGUACACCCGCAGCAGCGCCGGGCUCUACCUGGGCACGUGUGAGCCCUGCCAGUGCCACGGCCACGCCACCGAGUGCCACCCGGAGACCGGUGUCUGCCAGGGAUGCCGGGAUCACACCGAAGGUCCCCAGUGUGACAAGUGCCAACCCGGCUACUAUGGUGAUGCCACCCGCGGCACCACCGGUGACUGCCAGCCCUGUCCCUGCCAUGGACCCCAUGGGGAAAGCCAGGUGACCAAGACCUGCUUUGAAGACACGGAUGGGCAGCCAACCUGCAGCGCCUGCGCCCCGGGGCACAGCGGGCGCCAGUGCCAGAGGUGCUCGCCUGGGUACGUGGGGGACCCGCUGCGGGGGGAGCCGUGCCGAGAGCCAGGUGUCCCUGUGGGGCAGUGCCAAUGUGACCCACGCGGCAGCACCGGCGAGGGCUGCAAUGCCAACGGGCAGUGCCGCUGCAAGGCCAACGUGGAGGGGCCCCGCUGUGCCUCCUGCCGGCCCCAUCACUUCCACCUGAGCGCGGACCAGGCGGCCGGGUGCCUGCCCUGCUUCUGCAUGGGCAUUGUCCAGCACUGCGCCAGCACCGGCUAUGCCCGCGGCACCGUGCAGACGCGGUUCGGUGCCGGGGAUGCUCAAGGCUUCGCGCUGGUGAACCGGCAGCGCAGCACCCGCGUGGGCUCCGGCUUCACGGUGCAGCCGGGGCCCCCCCAGCCCCGCCUCAGCUACGGCCGCUUCGGGGACCUGCCCCCCGACUCCUACUACUGGCAGCUGCCGCCCCCCUACCAAGGGGACAAGGUGGGCUCCUACGGCGGACGCCUCCGCUACACCCUCACCUACACACCGGGGGGGCAGGGAGCACCCCUGCCUGACGCCGACAUCCAGAUCACGGGCAACGACAUCACUCUGGUGGCCCAUCAGCCCGACCUGCCUCCAGGCACCCCCCAGCCCUUCGAGAUCAUAUUCCGGGAGCAAUACUGGCAGCGCCCGGAUGGACAACCGGCGACACGGGAGCAUCUCCUGAUGGCUUUGGCCGACCUGGAUGAGAUCCUCAUCCGAGCCACCUACUCCACCAGCACGGCCGCAUCCGGCAUCGCCGAUGUCUCCAUGGACGUGGCCGUGCCCCCCCAGCCCGGCCUCCCCCCGGCCCUCGAGGUGGAGGAAUGCCGCUGCCCCCCCGGGUACCACGGGCUGUCCUGCCAGGACUGUGCCCCCGGUUACACCCGCACCGGGGGGGGGCUGUACCUGGGGCACUGUGAGCUCUGCGAGUGCAAUGGGCAUUCUGAGAGCUGCCACCCCGAGAGCGGCGUCUGCUCCGGAUGCCUGCACAACACAGCAGGGGACUUCUGUGACCAGUGUGCCCCUGGGUUCUAUGGGGAUGCCACCGCUGGUACCCCCGAGGACUGCCAGCCCUGUGCCUGUCCCCUCCCGUACCCCGAGAACCAGUUCUCCAGGACCUGUGAGAGUUUGGAGGGCGGUGGGUACCGCUGCACCGCCUGUGAGCCGGGAUACACCGGGCAGUACUGUGAGCGCUGUGCCCCCGGCUAUGUGGGUGACCCAUCGGUGCCCGGGCAGGGCUGUGUCCCGGUGGGCCCCCCGGUGCCGCUGGCCGUCCGCGUGCACCCACCGCGCACCGCGGUGGCCCAGGGCAGCGCCGUCACCCUGCGGUGCCAGGCCACCGGGGACCCCCCUUUCUACUACCACUGGGCACGGGAAGAUGGGAGACCCCUCCCCGAGGGUGCCCAGAGCCGGCAGCAAGGUGAGGAGCUGCACUUUGCCAGCAUCCAGCCCUCCGAAGCCGGUGUCUACAUCUGCUCCUGCCGCAACCUGAGGCACAGCAACGCCAGCCGCGCUGAGGUCAUCGUCACCGAGACCCCAGGCAAACCCAUCACCGUCACCGUGGAGGAGAAGCGGGUGCAGCGGGUGAAGCCCGGGGCCGAUGUCACCUUCGUCUGCACCGCCAAGAGCAAGUCUCCUGCCUACACUCUGGUGUGGACGCGGCAGAACCACGGCUCGCUGCCGGCGGGGGCCGUGGACUUCAAUGGCAUCCUGACCCUGCGGCGCGUGCGGCCCGAGGACGCCGGCGUCUACGUCUGCACCGGCUCCAACAUGCUGGACAUGGACGAGGGCACCGCCACGCUCUACGUGCAGGCACCUUCCAAGACUCAGAUGUUUUAUGGCCCCGUUGAGUUCAUGGAAGGGCACAGACCGGCCGGCACCGCCGCAGCCCCCACCGCCGCCGUGGAGCCGGCGCAGCUGAGCGUGGCACCGGGGCAGCCGGCAGAGUUCCGCUGCGUGGGCACCGGCAGCCCCCUGCCCACCCUCGAGUGGCUCGGAGCGCUGCCACCACGGGCUGUGGUCCAUGGGGGGACGCUGCGGUUCAGCGCCGUGGAGCCGGCGGAUGAAGGGCACUACAUGUGCCGGGCGCGCAGCAGCGCCGGGCAGCACACGGCACGGGCCUUCCUCCGUGUGCAAGGCACCAACGCACCGCAGGUGCAGGUGAGCCCGGAGCAGACAGAGGUGCAGGAGGGCUCCACGGUGCGGCUCUACUGCCGGGUCUCGGGGUCACCCACCGCCACCAUCACCUGGGAGAAGCAGGGGGGCACCCUGCCGCCGCAGUCCCGCACUGAACACGGUGACAUCACCACGCUGGUCAUCCCCGCCGUGACAGCGGCCGAUGGGGGCAUCUACCUCUGUGUGGGCACCAGCGCCGCGGGCACGGCUCGCGCUGCCAUCGAGGUGGUGGUGGUGCCAGGGUCUUCACCGCCCGUGCGCAUCGAGUCCUCAUCCCCAUCCGUCACCGAGGGGCAGACCCUGGACCUGGACUGCGUGGUGGCCGGAGCCGGUGCCACCACCGUGACGUGGCACAAGCGCGGUGGCUCCCUGCCCGCCGGGCACCAGGUCUCAGGGUCCCGGCUCCGUGUCCCCCAUGUCACAGCGGCUGAUUCAGGGGAGUACGUGUGCCGGGCGAGCAUGGGGACCACCGUCCGGGAGGCGUCCGUCACCGUCACCGUCAUGCCUAGAUCCGGCUCAUCCUAUGGGCCACCAGCUUCGGGUGUCCCCAUCCGCAUCGAUGCGUCUUCAUCCACCGUGGCCGAGGGACAGACCCUGGACCUCAACUGUGUGGUGGCCGGGCAGGGACAGGCCACUGUCAUCUGGUACAAGCGCGGGGGGUCCCUCCCGGCCAAGCACCAGGUGUCCGGCUCCCGGCUGCGGUUGCUGCAGGUGACAGCGGCUGACUCGGGCGAGUACGUGUGCCGGGUGACCAGCGGGGCCAGCACCAAGGAGAGCGCGGUGAUGGUCACCAUCCAGCCCAGCGGGGCCAGCACCUACCCUCCGGGCAGCACGACCCCGCUGCGCAUCGAGUCCCCGUUCUCUGCUGUGGCCGAGGGACAGAGCCUGGACCUCAACUGCGUCAUCGCCAGCCCCGCACAGGCCACUGUCACCUGGUACAAGCGCGGGGGGACCCUCCCAGCCAAGCACCAGGUGUCCGGCUCCCGGCUGCGGCUGCUGCAGGUGACAGCGGCCGACUCGGGUGAGUACGUGUGCCGGGUGACCAGCGGGGCCAGCACCAAGGAGACCUCCAUCAUGGUGACCAUCCAGCCCAGCGGGGCCAGCACCUACCCUGCGGGCAGCACGACCCCACUGCGCAUCGAGUCCUCGUCCUUGUCAUCGCCCGUGCCCGAGGGACAGAGCCUGGACCUCAACUGCGUCAUCGCCAGCCCCGCACAGGCCACUGUCACCUGGUACAAGCGCGGGGGGACCCUCCCAGCCAGGCACCAGGUGUCAGGCACCCGCCUGCGCAUCCCACAGGUGACAGCGGCCGACUCGGGGGAGUACGUGUGCAGGGUGACAACGGGCGGCAUCCCACACGAGACAUCCCUCAUCGUCACCAUCCAGAGCGGCGCCGGCUCCUCCUACGCCGUCGGCGUCACCCCCCCGGUGAGGAUCGAGACCUCGUCCGCUGCCGUCACCGAGGGACAGACCCUGGACCUCAACUGCAUGGUGGCCGGACAGGGGCACCCCCACGUCACCUGGUACCGGCGCGGUGGGGCUCUGCCCCCCAACAGCCAGGUAUCGGGGACCCGCCUGCGCCUCGCUCAGGUGGCGGUGGCAGAUUCGGGGGAGUACGUGUGCAGGGUGACCCUGGGCAGUGCCACGCAGGAGGCGUCCGUCAUCGUCACCGUGCCCAGCAGCGCCGGCACCUAUUACCCCUCCAGCGUGUCCCAGCCCCUCCGCAUCGAGUCCUUGUCCUCGGCCAUCGCUGAGGGACAGGUCCUGGACCUCAACUGCGUGGUGGCAGGGUCCGGUCCCACCACCGUGACGUGGUACAAGCGCGGCGGCUCCCUGCCCGCCGGACACCAGGUGUCGGGCUCCCGCCUGCGCAUCCCCCAGGUGACAGCAGCCGAUUCAGGGGAGUACGUGUGCAGGGUGACAUCGGGUGGCAUCACGCAGGAGACGUCCCUCAUCGUCACCAUCGAUGAUGGAGCCAACCCGUCCCACUCCACCGGUGUCACGUCCCCCAUCCGCAUCGAGUCCUCCGCAUCCUCCGUCACCGAGGGACAGACCCUGGACCUGGACUGCGUGGUGGCCGGGCAGGGCCAAGCCACCAUCACCUGGUACAAGCGUGGGGGGGCCCUCCCGGCCAAGCACCAGAUGUCGGGGUCGCGCCUGCGCCUGUCCCAGCUCUCGGUGGCCGAUUCGGGGGAGUACGUGUGCCGGGCUGACACGGGCAGCGUGUCCCGCGAGGCCACCGUCACCGUCACCGUCACCUCCCGGGACAGCUCCAGCUACCGCCUGCAGAGCCCCAUCAUCUCCAUCGACCCGCACAGCAUGGCGGUGGCACCGGGUGAGGAUGCCACCUUCAAGUGCCGCGUCCACGACGGCGCCCGGCCCGUCAACAUCACUUGGCGGAUGGGACCUGGCCAACAUUUCCAAGACAAUGUGAAGAUCAGCGCCAACGGCUCCGUCAUCUCCAUCACCGGUGCCCAUGUGAGCAACCAGGGUGCCUAUCACUGCGUGGCUUCCAACCGCUUUGGUGUUGCUAGCAGCGUUGUCAACCUCCUGGUGCAAGGUGCCCCCACGGUGUCGGUGAUGCCACCGGGCCCCGUGUCGGUGAAGGAGGGCAAAUCCCUGAGCCUGGAGUGCCUGGGCCGGGGCGAGCCACGGCCGCUGGUGCGCUGGAGCCGGCCGGGCUCCCGGCAGAAGGUGGAGCACCAGACACUGCUGCACAUGGACAGCCAGGCCAUCCUGCAGCUCUCACCAGCCAAGCCGGAGCACGCCGGCACCUACGUCUGCACCGCGCACAGCGCCCUGGGCUCGGCGCAGGCACGGGUGGACGUCACCGUGGAGUCAGCGCAGCGGCACCCGGGUGCCCCCGAGGUCUCGGCGCCUGCCGCUGUCACCGUGGUGGCCGGGGACACAGCCACGCUGCACUGCACGGCCAGAGGGGACCCGGAGCCCCGCAUCGAGUGGUCGAAGCUGCGGGCGCCGCUGCCGUGGCAGCACCGGGUGGUGAACGGGACGCUGGUGAUCCCCCGCGCCGCGCAGCAGGACUCGGGGCAGUACAUCUGCAACGCUACCAGUGCCGCCGGUGCCACCGAGGCCUUCGUCACCCUCGACGUGGAGACACCACCAUACGCCACCAGCCUGCCGGAGGACACCGCGGUGCGCGCCGGUGACGCGCUGCAGGUGCAGUGCCUGGCCCAUGGCACCCCCCCGCUGCUCUACACGUGGGACAAGCUCAACGGCAGCCUCUCGGCACGCACCAGCCACCGCGCCGGCCUCCUGCACAUCAGCCCCGCGCUGCCCGCCGAUGCCGGCACCUACCGCUGCCGCGUCACCAACCGCGUGGGCACCGCCGAGGCCUUCUCCCGCGUGGCCGUCCAUGGUGAUGCCGGUGACGGUGGGGAUGCCAUCGGCGGUCCCUUGGUGGUGCGGGUGACACCGGGGAGCCUCGUCAGGGGCAUUGGCGGCACGGCUGAAUUCACUUGUGCUGUCUCUGGGGACCCCCGGGUGCAUCUGGUGUGGUUGAAGGACGGUGGGGAGCUGCCCCCCAACCACAGCGUGCGGGACGGGGUGCUGAGGAUACCGGAGCUGGCGUGGGGCGCGCAGGGGGUCUAUGUGUGCCGGGCCAGCGCCCCAGGCAGGCAGGCGGAGGACAGGGCCACCCUCAGCAUGCAGGCUCUCCCCAGGGCGCUGAUCAACAUCCGGACCGCGGUGCAGACGGUGCUCGCCGGGACCUCAGUGGAGCUGGAGUGCCUGGGCUUGGGCGACCCCCGUCCCCACGUCACCUGGAGCAAAGUGGGGGGCCGCAUCCGGCCCGGGGUGCUGGUGCGCGCUGGCACCCUCACCUUCGAGCGCGUGGAGCGGGCGGACGCCGGGCAGUACCGCUGCACCGCCACCAACGCCGUGGGCACCGUCCAGUCCCACGUCAUCCUCCACGUGCAAGCCACCCCCCAGAUCGCCGGGCAGCCGGAGGUGAAGGAGGUCUCGGUGGGAGCCGCGGCUGUUUUGCCCUGUUUGGCAUCGGGAUUCCCGGUGCCGGAGAUCACCUGGAGCAAGCUGGAGGGGGAGCUGCCGGCCGGUGCCAAGGUGGAGGGGAACGUGCUGACGCUGCCGGCUGUGAGCCAUGAGGAUGCUGGUGUCUAUGCCUGUGCUGCUGCCAACCACCGCGGCCGGGAGACAGCGUAUUACGUGCUCAAGGUCCGAGAGCGCCUGCUCCCCUAUUUUGGGCAGACGCCCCGCUCCUUCCUGCCCCUGCCCACCAUCAAGGAUGCCUACAAGAGGUUUGAGAUCCUCAUCACCUUCCGGCCGGACGCUGCUGAUGGGCUCCUCCUCUACAACGGGCAGCGCAAAACCAGCGGUGCCGACUUCAUCUCCUUCGGUUUGGUGGGCGGGCGCCCCGAGUUCAGGUUUGACGCCGGUUCGGGCAUGGCGACCAUCCGGCACCCAACACAACUGCGCCUGGGCGAGUACCACAGCAUCCGGCUGCUCCGCAACCUGACAUGGGGUUCACUGGCACUGGAGGGGCACCCCCCGGUCAAUGGCACCUCCCAGGGGAGGUUUCAAGGGCUGGACCUGAACGAGGAGCUGUACCUGGGGGGUUACCCCGACUUCAGCGCCGUGGAGAAGACGGGGCUCAGCCGUGGGUUUAUGGGCUGCGUGCGCCAGCUCCGCAUCCAAGGGGAGGAGGUGGCCUUUGGGGACAUGGACCUGCAGGCGCACGGUAUCACCAGCUGUCCCACGUGCCAGGACCAGCCGUGCCAGAACGGUGGCGUGUGCCAGGACGCCGAGAGCGGCACCUACGUCUGCCGCUGUCCCCAUGGCUUCACCGGCAGCAACUGCGAGUACUCGCAGGCGUCGCAUUGUCACCCGGAGGCGUGUGGGGCUGAUGCCACCUGCGUCAACCGGCCCGAUGGGACGGGCUAUACCUGCCGCUGCCACCUGGGCAAGAGCGGGGAGAGGUGCACCGAGGGCGAGGCGGUGACGGUGCCGUCCUUCGGCGAGGCCGGAGCCUUCGUGUCCUACCCGCCCCUCACCAACGUGCACCACGAGCUGCGGGUGGAGGCCGAGUUCCUGCCGCUGGCUCCCGACGGGCUCCUGUUCUUCAGCGCCGGCAAAGCCGCCCCGGUCGAGGACUUCGUGGCCUUGUCCAUGGCUGGCGGCCACCUCGAGUUCCGCUAUGAGCUGGGCUCAGGCACGGCGGUGCUGCGGAGCGCGGAGCCGCUGGCGCUGGGGCAGUGGCACUGGGUGAUGGCCGAGCGGGUGCACAAGGACGGGACCCUGGUGGUGGACGAGGCCGCGGCGGUGAAACGCUCCUCGCCCGGCAAGAGCCUGGGGCUGAACCUUCGCUCCCCGCUUUACCUGGGGGGCACCGAGCCCCCCCUGCGCCCCCCAACCAACGCCUCCUUCCAGGGCUGCAUCGGAGAGGUGUCCAUCAACGGGAAGCGCCUGGAGCUGCCCUAUGGGUUCCUGCGGAGCCGCGGCGUGGGGCAGUGCCGGGGCCGCUCGCCCUGCGCCGGGGCCGUUUGCGUGCACGGGGGUCGCUGCCUGCGCCCCGCAGCCCCCGGGGCCGCCCCGAGCUGCCGCUGCCAGCCCGGUUUCAGCGGGCCGCGCUGUGAGCAGGAGGAGGAAGGGUGCCCGCGCCAGCCCUGCCUGCACGGUGGCACCUGCACCGGCACAGCCUGCCUCUGCCCCCCCGGCUACAGCGGCCCCCUCUGCCAGCACCGUCUGGCCCUGGAGCUGGAGCAGGACUGGCAGGAGGGCAGCGGGGGCAGCGAUGCCCCAGGACAGUUCAGUGUCAGUCUCCAGGAUGGCUCCUACCUGGCCCUGCCCGCCCACCUCCUGCCCCGAGGCCCCCCCGAGGCACCCGAGACCAUGGAGCUGGAGCUGCGGACGGGCAGCGCUGAGGGGCUGGUGCUGUGGCAUGGGGCGGAGCCCAGCGAGGGUGGCAAAGCCAAAGACUUCAUUGGCCUCGGCUUGAAGGAUGGGCACCUGGUGUUCAGCUACCAGCUGGGCAGUGGUGAGGGCACCAUCAUCUCCGAAGAUCCCAUCAAUGAUGGCGAGUGGCACCGGGUGACAGUGACAAGGGAGGGCCGUCGCGGGCAGCUGCAGGUGGAUGGGGAGGAGCCGGUGAGUGGGGAGUCCCCAGGAACCAACAUCAUGGCCAACACCGAGGGCAGCAUCUACGUGGGCGGCGCCCCAGACCCCCCCAGCCUGACGGCCGGCAAGUACCGCUCCGGCAUCACCGGGUGCCUGCGGGGCCUGGUGCUGGCGCCCGCUGGUGCCCCCCGACACCCCAUCGACCUGCGGCACGGCGCGGUGGGGGGCUCCCCCGCCCCCCCCUGCCCGCACUAACAUAUCCCACCCCCCCGGCUGUAUUUUGGGGGGAAUUUGGCCAAUUUUACUCUUUUUCCAAAAACAAGACAGGAGGAAACGGUGCUUCGCUGCCCCGGGGUGACCCCGGGGGGGGGGGGGCCGGGACCCCCAUAAAUGUUUACACCCCCCACCACCACCACUACACCAGCCCCCCAAACCUGUGCCGGGGCGGCCGGGCCGCCCGGGGCCCCCCGGGAUGGAGGCGGGGUGGGGAUGCGAGGGACAAUCGGGUGCUGGCGGGGCCCCCAGGGGCAGCAUUAAAGGAGAGAGAACCA
Molecule: messenger RNA, 12477 nt
Organism: Pezoporus occidentalis (night parrot)
Lineage: Eukaryota; Metazoa; Chordata; Aves; Psittaciformes; Psittacidae
Gene: HSPG2
Product: heparan sulfate proteoglycan 2
Exons: 91
Coding region: 122-12181 (4019 amino acids)
Biological process (GO): homophilic cell-cell adhesion; synapse organization
Cellular component (GO): plasma membrane; axon; neuronal cell body
Molecular function (GO): protein binding; calcium ion binding; axon guidance receptor activity
Source: RefSeq, a predicted model, not a curated record